CAGAUAGAGCUGUACAGCAGUCGCGGCCUUUGCCGGCAGUGUAGUCUCACCCGCCCGGCCCGGCCCUGUGUACAUACGGUGAUAAUGCCUAAUUCACAAGGUGUAUCAAGGCAGGCCCCGGGCCGUCAGUGAGCUAAGUGUGUGUCAUGAACCAUGUGCCCGCCUUCGCUUCUGCCAGGCACGCGCCAGCUGGUAUUCCGGCAACCGGCCGUUCAGUGUGUGCAGAGUGGGAGUAACAGUAUAGCUCUACAUAUACUAUUAAGCUGCUGCCUUGGGGUGCACGCACUUGUCCACGCCGACAUAACGGUCCCGAAAACUUCUCGUUUCGGCCUGAGGGGUCGCAUCAUGUAUCACACCAGCCUCUCAACUAUGAGAUUUGAAUUCUGAAGUUUGCAUAGUGACAGGGACGAGGAGACAACGAGCGCGCAUCACUUCUCUUAUUGGCAUUCAGAACGCUUUUGAACCUGCCGCGCUAUGCCUGGUUGUGCGGGCGUCUCAGCCGCACGUUUGGCCAUAGCUUAUGGCUGUGUCAUUGGAGCGGCAGCCAGUUCAGUUCUGGGCGCCCUGUUGGUGAUCUUCCUCCCGCUGAACAAUGACUUGUUCCUGGCGUCAGCGCUGGCGUUCGCAGGAGGCAUCAUGAGCUAUGUGUCCUUCAUAGACAUCUACAGUAAUAAAGCAGUCGGGUCCUUCGCCGCUGCGGGUUUCUCCCCGGCUUUGUCGUACCUCCUGGCAUCAGUAUGCUUCUUUGCUGGCUUCCCAAUCUCGUACGUGCUGGAUAAGCUGGCAGACAGUCUUGUUGAGCGGUACAUACAACGGAGAGGCAGUCGCAAUGGGGGUGGCAAUGCUAGCAGUAUAGACGCAUCCGGUGACCGCAGCAGCAGUGGCGGCAAGAUACAUAUCUGCGUGCAGCACGCCUCGCCGCACAUCACGGCCACCGAUAGGUCAGCCGGCAUGGCGGGUGCAGAGGUCGCGCACACGGGCGAUGGCAUUGCCGGCUCCAGCCGGGCCACGCUCCGGUGCAGCUCAGGCAAGGUCGAGGCGCGGGCGCCGGUGGACCUUGACAGCGGCACACUCGCCUACGCCGCCACCGACACCACCUUUUCGGCCUUCACGUGCCCAGACACCAACUGCGGCUGCGGAAGCGGCGUGCCAUCGUCGGCGGUCAAAGGCGCCGCGGUGACAGGCGAGCCUGCCGCCCUGGAUACGCCUGGCGGCGCCGCCACGGCCCAGAAGGGCCAGCAGGAGGGCUCCAAGGUCUCGAGGGUGCAGGUGGCGCUGGAGGCGCCCCUGGAAUUGGGCGCAGUGGCAGCGGAGGUGGAGGCGGAGGUGGAGCGGUCUCGCGCGCUGGUGCACAUGGGCUUCCUGGCGGCACUGGCCGUGGCGCUGCACAACUGCCCCGAGGGCCUAGUCACCUUCGUGGGGUACAUGAACUCCAUAGGCGCAGGUAUCACCACCGCAGUGGCCAUCACGCUCCACAACAUCCCCGAAGGCAUGGUCAUCGCCAGCAGUGUCUAUUACGGCACCAAGAACCUGACCACCGCCCUAAUGUGGGCCUCCAUCGCCGCCCUCACGGAGCCCCUGGGCGGGCUGAUCGGGCUGGCGGUGGUGUGCGGCGGCUCCAUGACUGACACCGUGUUCGGCAUCCUGUUCGGGCUGGUUGCGGGCAUCAUGGUGUACAUCAGCCUCAAGGAGCUGCUGCCGGGGGCGCGCAGGUUCGACCCCAAGGACAAGGUCACCACACUCAUGACUGUCCUAGGUAUGGUCGUGAUGAGUGCGUCCCUCACCGCCAUCAUGUACUCGCAGCCGGGCGGCCCCGCCAGCACGUCGUCGCCAGCUACGGUCACGGUACCGCUAGUGUGCACAAACGCUACAGCGGCCCCAGCAGCCCCAGCAGCCCCGUAAACGUACCCUGCAUUCAUCAUACCACCUGCACAGGGCCAUGAGUUCACGUGUCAUGUACCCGCGGUGUCAUAGCUAGCUAUGGGAUGGGGGGGGGUUAAAUGUGCCCGAGCCCAAUGAAAAGGGGGCACAAGCAUUAGGUAUGCAGACGGGGUAUUGAGCGGUGGCUGAUAUUAGCAUUAUGCGUGGGGCUUGCGCACCGGUCUUGGUUCAUUUACUAAGAACGUACGUGCAGAAGAGAACAGGAACGCCGGUUGUAUGGGGCUCUCGUUGACCAUCAGAUGUAGGUGUGUCCUUGGGUGACAAGUAGCAGUGGGUUCUGACACGGACACAAAUCCCCGGAAUUCCUGGGAGAAUACACAUGAGUUGUGGGACGCAGGAGUAUGUAGCACGUUUGGCAAGAGUGGGCCUUGACGCAGUAGCAGUAGUGGGCUCGGCUCAGUCGUCGUACUUCACCUUGAGACAGCAGUUCUUUGUGUGGGGCACGACCGAAACGCGCGCUGCCAGGCGUAGAGGAGCCAGCGGCCAAUGCCAGCGGCAAACCUGAUUGCGUCCUCACGUACCUUACUUCAUUGUUUGUGCCUAGGUUGAACCUCCUUUUUAAGUGAAUCGCGUGCUUUUGUACUUGGUGGCAUUAAAGCAGUGGCACGCGGUGUGAGUAUCAUGCUGCGCUAUGCCUACAUGUGUCCUUAGUGUUCUUAGCCAUCAAUUUUGUUGACGCCACGCGCGGGUAUGGGGCAUUGCAUGACACAGCAUGGCAUAAGCAAACAUGAAUUCUCUUCAUCCGGUCCGUAUGUCCUUACUUACUGCUAUGAGAAGAGGGGCAGUUACCGUAGUGUGGGUGUUGGACGACUGAGGGAGCGGCAUGGCAAGUAGGGAUGGUCACAGGAAGCGGCGCCGUGCCAACGGCGUCCAGCGUGCGUCUUAAGGUUUCUCAUUCACCAGUAGAAAUACAGUAAGAAGGAUAAGUCCUGGUGUGAAUCGAGCACCACACGUAGUCACAAGUAAGCAAGAUGUGUGCGAACGUGAAUGGGGGGGUUCAAGUGUGGGGGGGGUGAAGUAAGUGAACGCGCGGGGCGGCGGAUUGGGCACGCCUGCGAAGUUGUGUGGACCCUUGCCCCGGAAACUUGACCCUCUUCCUCCUCAAGACGCAAGUUCUGGCCGGCCGUAAAGGCCUGUCAAGGACCCGUUUCACGGAGUCGGUGCGCCUCGGGCCUGCGAGGGGAGGUAGGUUGCGAUCGAUCCCCCGUGGCGGAACCAAUACGGUAUGUACGGUGUGGACCGUACAGUAUAGACAGGAA
Molecule: messenger RNA, 3200 nt
Organism: Chlamydomonas reinhardtii
Lineage: Eukaryota; Viridiplantae; Chlorophyta; Chlorophyceae; Chlamydomonadales; Chlamydomonadaceae
Exons: 7
Coding region: 475-1902 (475 amino acids)
Biological process (GO): zinc ion transmembrane transport
Cellular component (GO): membrane
Molecular function (GO): zinc ion transmembrane transporter activity
Source: RefSeq, a predicted model, not a curated record